This is a messenger RNA of Ornithodoros turicata, 609 nucleotides long. Its product is annotated as actinia tenebrosa protease inhibitors-like. NCBI's taxonomy places the organism in Eukaryota, Metazoa, Arthropoda, Arachnida, Ixodida, Argasidae. The record is from RefSeq and is a predicted model, not a curated record. The coding region runs from base 1 to 609 and encodes 202 amino acids. Gene Ontology annotation, molecular function: serine-type endopeptidase inhibitor activity. The transcript is spliced from 7 exons.
AUGCCCAUGGACGGUUGCUGCGAGCCCGUAGUAGUUGGGCCCUGCGACGCACUGAUACCAAGAUAUUUCUACAACAGCACCCUGAACAUGUGCGUUUACUUCACCUAUGGUGGAUGUGAAGGCAACUGUAAUAACUUUGAGACGAUGGCUGACUGUGGUAGCGACUGUCCUCCCGACUGUACCUACCCUGAUGGUUGCUGCGAGCCCGUGGUGGUCGGGCCCUGCGAGGCACUGAUACCAAGAUAUUACUACAACAGCACCCUGAACAUGUGCGUUUACUUCACGUACGGUGGAUGUCAAGGCAACUGUAACAACUUUGAGUCGUUGACUGAGUGUGAGAGCCAAUGCGUUACGCGCCGCGAAGCGACUGUGGCUAUGAGUGCGGCGUGGGUGGCAGCAGGUGGCACCGAGUGUCCUCCCGAAUGUAUCUACCCUGAGGGUUGCUGCGAGCCCGUGGUAGUCGGGCCGUGCAAGGCAGCGUUUCCAAGAUAUUACUACAACAGCACCCUGAACCAGUGCGUUUAUUUCAUCUAUGGAGGAUGCCAAGGCAACUGUAAUAACUUCGAGAGGAUGGAAGACUGUGAGAGCUACUGCGUUACGGACCACUGA